GACAGACAGGCGGAGCGGUCUCUGUUGGGAUCUUUCACAUGUCAACACUCAUGACAGCGGAGCUCCUCGGGUCCGCAUUACGUCAUCCUGGCUGAAGGUCUCGCGCGAGGAAACACGACCCCAACGCACCUCCAGCACACCUGGAGGCUGCCGACCGUCAGCCGAGGUGCGUGACUCCUCCGACUCGACGGUCAGAGGUCACUGGAGGUCACGAUGGGGUCAGCAGUGGAGAGGACCGAUGAACACGUGAGGGAGUACCUGCUCUACCGCGGGUUCACCAGCACUCUGAAGCACCUGGACACCGACAUCAAAGCCGACAAGGAGAAAGGCUUCAGGGUGGAUAAGAUCAUCGAUCAGCUGCAGCAGCUGGUCCAGAGCUUCGACCUGUGUGGGCUGAAGGAGUACUGGCUCUACCUGGACCGGCGCCUGCUGUGCCGACUGGAGGACGUCUACCGGUCCACAGUCAGCAAGCUGAGAACCAGCCUGUACCGAUACUACGUCAUCAACACCGUCCAGAAAGGAAACCUGGAGAAGACUCAGGAGUUCUUCCAGAUGCAGGCGUCGGAGCUGCAGAGCCAGGUGGAGUGGCGUGAUUGGUUCAUCCUGCCGUUCAUCCCCUCCCCCGAGCAGAACCCCGCCUUCUCGCCCUACUUCUCCCGCCAGUGGGCCGACACCUUCCUGGUCUCGCUGCACAACUUCCUGUCCGUGCUCUUCCAGUGUAUGCCCCAGCCUGUUCUGCUGAGCUUUGAUGCUGAGGUUCAGAAGUCCACGAGCCUGACUGAGGAGAACGAACAGCUGUGCCAGCUGCUAUUCGCCCUCCAGACGGAGAGCCGGGACCAGAGGGACGGAGACGAGACGCUCCACCACAAGCUGCCGGUCUAUGUCCAGAACAUGGACCGUCUAGGAGACACUGAGCUGGACUUGGUGUCGAGCCAGCGCCCCGUCAGCACGGCCACCACGCCCUCCAGAAACUUCUUCUCCACAUUCCUGCCUCAAGGCAGACGCACUCCGGGGAAGCUGCCCCCGUUCCCCCCGGGCUCCUCCUCGCCCGGCCAGGCCGCCGCGGGCCGGAAGGACCCGCCAACCGCUCCGCCUGCAAAGUCAAAAGAGGCCGUCCAAGCUAAUGAGGGGAAGCCGGCUUCCAGCCAGCCAUCAACCAGUGAACCGAAGAGCUCCCAGUCAGCAAACCAGUCUGCAAACCAGCCAGUAAACCAGUCUGCAAACCAGCCAGUAAACCAGGCUACGAACCAGCCAGUAAACCAGGCUACGAACCAGCCGUCUCAUCCCAGACACAAGAAGGUCCAGGACCACGAGAAGGAGAGGAAGAUGCUUUUCUCCAAACCAGCGCCACAGGUAUCAGAGAAGAAAGGGGAGACGGCAGAGGGGGAGCUGCUCUCUGAGGCCUCCAGUGAACCUCCUGAUCCCGCCUCAUCCAGCAGGAGCUGCCGAGGAGCAGCAGAGGGAGGAGGUCUGUCAAUGGAACAGCCGUUCAUCAAGCUCAGCCAGGAGGAGUACGGAGAACACCACUCCUCCAUCAUGCACUGCAGGGUCGACUGCUCUGGUCGCCGGGUUGCCAGUUUGGACGUGGAUGGAGUCAUCAAGGUGUGGUCCUUCAACCCCAUCAUGCAGACCAAAGCCACCAUCAUGUCCAAGUCUGCUCUGCUGUCUCUGGAGUGGGCCACCAAGCCAGACCGGCUGUUGUUGCUAGGCAGCGGCGUCGGCACGGUGCGGCUGUACGACACGGAUGCCAAGAAGAACCUGUACGAGAUGAACAUCGAUGAAACUCAUCCACGGAUCCUGUCGUUGGCCUGCAGCCCCAGUGGCUCCUCCUUCGUCUGUUCAGCUGCAGCUCUCAGUCGACCCGGAGGUCUGGACUCUGCAGCUCGGCUUCCUGCCCUGGUGUCUGGACAGCUGCUGCUGUGGGACACCAAGACGGUCAAACAGCAGCUCCAGUUCUCCUUAGAACCAGAACCGGUAGCCGUUAACUGCACGGCCUUCAACCACAACGGGAACCUGCUGGUGACCGGCGCCGCCGACGGAGUCAUCCGGCUGUUUGACAUGCAGCGCUACGAGAGCGUGAUGAGCUGGAGAGCUCACGACGGAGAGGUCUACAGCGUGGAGUUCAGCUACGACGAGAACACCGUGUUCAGCAUCGGAGAAGACGGGAAGUUCAUCCAGUGGAACAUCCAUCGCUGUGGGGUUAAGCAGUCGGAGCAGGUUCUGCCCCAGGAGGCCACCGGGCCCUUCGUCCUGUCGGGCUACAGUGGAUACAAACAGGUUCAGGUCCCUCGAGGUCGACUCUUUGCCUUCGACUCUGAAGGCCAGCACAUCCUGACCUGCUCCAGCAGCGGAGGCCUUAUAUACAGACUGACCAAUGGGGAGCCUGCUCUGAAGAGCAUGCUGUCCCUGGGGGGCCACAAGGCGCCCGUGGUGACGGUGGACUGGUGCUCGGCGGUGGACUGCGGCACCUGUCUGACCGCCUCCAUGGACGGGAAGAUCAAGCUGAGCACGCUGCUGGCCCAGAAGUCCUAACACACCGGAGGGGUCAGAGGUCAUCACCGGUUGUGAUGACCUGAUUCAGUUUGCCUCUUGGCUGAUAAUAGUGUCAUUUAUGUAAUGAUGUGAUAGGAAACAGCAACAGCUCACCAACCUGUGGACAAAUCAUUUUAACAAUAAAAUCUCACUGAAAGAUCAA
Messenger RNA from Pseudoliparis swirei, 2695 nucleotides. It is a transcript of the gene wdr91, whose product is annotated as WD repeat domain 91. Gene Ontology annotation, cellular component: extrinsic component of endosome membrane; early endosome membrane; late endosome membrane. Bases 214 to 2532 code for a protein of 772 amino acids. Gene Ontology annotation, molecular function: phosphatidylinositol 3-kinase regulator activity; protein binding. Lineage: Eukaryota; Metazoa; Chordata; Actinopteri; Perciformes; Liparidae. The record is from RefSeq and is a predicted model, not a curated record. Gene Ontology annotation, biological process: early endosome to late endosome transport. The transcript is spliced from 18 exons.